GGGCUGUCGGGAACAGGUUCUGGACAUCACCAACCGCGUCUCUUAGGCAACAGGCAACUACAGCAUUGGAAGGAAAGUGCAGAAGAUUCGAGCCAGACUGGCAACAACCUCCCCAGCAUAUGCGUGCAGACUCUGAACCAGCCAAUCCUUACCUAAGAAGAGUUCAUCAUUCCAAUGUGGAAAAGAAGACCAGAUGAUAAUGAGGAUGACAACUACCGUCCCCCUCGUUCAAAGAGGACUAAGAAGGACCAGGACAUACAGGACCAUCAUGCUAUAGAGUCGACAAGCAGUGAUAAUGAAAGGAACCAAGGCAGCAUCAAUAACCCCAAUCGUGAGAGAGUACCAGAAAGCAGCUUAAACCUGAGUACUGCUGAACUAGACUCCAAUAUCCCUGGGUUCUCCCAAGAGGAGGAUUAUGAAGUGUGCCAAGACCAAGAUCCUUACUCACAUAUUAACAACANCUUGAAGGAGGCUCAUUUCUACAGCCUCCAGCAGAGAGGACACUCUCCGACUUGAUGGCCUAGGCAUCCUCCUUUUUUGUAUAAAAAUCAAUGGCAUUCACGCAAAGCAGUCUUGGCUUUUGUUUGUAUUUUCAGUAAGAGGUCAAUGGGCAUUGUAUUCUUUUGUUGUGUUGCUUUACCACUGCUAUCUGAAAGGGUCAUUUAUGACAGUUUGAUAUGUUUUCUGUCACGUCUGAUGUCCUAUUCAUGUUAAAAUAGCAGCAUGAGGACUUCUCCUGAAACUGAAUGGAUUACAUGUCCAAUUCACAUUAGUUUCCAAGUGGCUCAUUAGGUUCUACAUGUUAAAUGUUGUUUUAAAAUGUGAUUUCCUUAUUUUGAAAAAUUAAGUGGCCUGGUAAAGUUUGUGUGGUUUUCCUUGAAAUGUAAAAGAACAAAUCAUGGAGAAGCCAAUUCCAAACCAGUAGUAAUGAGCGUUCGUGAGGAGGGGAAAUGUGGGUGGAAUUUUCUCAUUCUGAUAUAAAUAUGGGCUGAUCCUCAGAAGGGAAAUGUCUACAGAAAUCCUUCCCUACCUAUUCUGGUGCAAAAGUCAGCCCAUGUAGGCUGCGAACUUGAAGCCUGUGUCUGGUAAUUGCAUUCUUUUCAUUCCAAGGGAGAAGCCUUCUUCCUUUUAUGCUCCUGUGUGUGCUCUUAAGACUUGUGUCAAACACUUAUAAAUCAGUAAGAGAAGUGCAUAGCAAUGCUGUAGUUUAAGUACAAAAUUUGGAUAUUUACUGCUUCUGUGUUGUCUUACAGUUCCAUCUAUUAUGUCUAAUGUUGAUAAAAUCUAAGCUAUUGCAAACAA
Messenger RNA from Mus caroli (Ryukyu mouse), 1302 nucleotides. It is a transcript of the gene Vcf2, whose product is annotated as VCP nuclear cofactor family member 2. NCBI's taxonomy places the organism in Eukaryota, Metazoa, Chordata, Mammalia, Rodentia, Muridae. The record is from RefSeq and is a predicted model, not a curated record.